UCAAUUUCUAUUUUCUUCCCCUAACCAUAACAAACCUUUGGAUCGUCGAUCCAUUUUAUUUUUCCUUCCUUUCUUAACUAACGCGACAUCCUCAUCACUCUUUCAACCGCGAGAUCGUCGAGCACCGUUCGCCGCAUCUUUGAGCAACUGUUUUCGCGUUUUUCUCUUAAUUAUUUCACUCUAUUAAUUACUAUACCCAAGCACCUGCAAACAUGGGUGAAUCUCGACAAGAGCUGGUGCAAUGGCUUAACAGCCUGCUCCAGCUUAACAUGACCAAAGUCGAACAAUGCGGUACCGGUGCCGCUCUCUGCCAGGUCUUCGAUAGCAUCUUUCUCGAUGUACCGAUGUCGCGUGUCAAGUUUAACGUCAACAGCGAGUAUGCGUACAUUCAGAACUUCAAGGUCUUGCAGAACACGUUCACCAAGCACCGUGUCGAGAAGCCUAUCCCCGUCGAGGCGCUUUCCAAGUGCAAGAUGCAGGACAAUCUCGAGUUCCUGCAGUGGACUAAGCGAUUCUGGGACCAGUACUACCCUGGUGGAGACUACGACGCUGUCGCUCGCCGAAAAGGCGCACCUGUCUCCGGCGGUGGCGGUGGUCCUGCCGCACGAGCCACCAGUGGUGCCGGAUCGGCCGCAGCUAGACGAGGCGGCACGACGCCCACGACCGGUAUUCGCGCAGCCAAGGUUGGCGGUGGUGGCGCCGCGUCUGCCGCUCUGCAGCAGGAGAAUGCGACGCUUAAAGAGACGGUCGUUGGUCUCGAACGUGAACGAGACUUCUACUUCAGUAAGCUGCGAGACAUAGAACUCUUGAUCCAGCAGGCUGUCGAGGAAGAUCCCGAGAUCGAGAAGGCGGAAGAUGGUCUCAUCAAGCAGAUCCAGGUAAUACUGUACUCCACCGAGGAAGGCUUCGAGAUCCCUGCCGAGGGAGAGGCACUGGACGACCAGGAGACAUUCUAAGACAAGACGUUUACAAAUAACGGACAACCUGGAACUAAAUAAUGAACAGCCAUUCCCGGGAAGGCAGGCUGAUAGCCCUGGAGUAAUUUCGGUGUAGCUGUAUGAGGAGCCGAAAGGACAGGAUGAUACGAGUGCUGGUGAAGAGAGAUGCAUAGGAGACGGUUGUCUUUGUCCAAUAUGCACCGUCAUAGGGACCAGACCUGUGAUGCGUUGGAAGACAUAGUCUACUUUUAGGCUACCUAAUACUCUCUCCUCGGCUCAAGGAUAUGAUACCUAGAGUUUGACAAUUGACUGAUAUCAACAAGGGCCUUCUCGGCUUUUUAUACCAAAUUCGUUGCGAGGUAUUCGUCUAUGUUGUUUGAUUGAUCCAUGCUAACAUCCCCUUAAUCCCUUCUUUACGUAUUCUAGGUUUCGACUUCCAUCGUCCGUUCAAGGUUCUUACAAUAAGGUUUAGGUACGUAGCUAUAUUUUGGCCGACCUCGAAAAUGCAGUUGCCAAGGUCUGCGGGUUCUUGCUUCAGUGAUAAUCCAUUUCCGAGAACGCAACUACUGUUAAUUCAUAUUCGGGAUUCCUCUCCGGACCUACUCUUUCCUCAUGAUAACCUUUGGC
Molecule: messenger RNA, 1565 nt
Organism: Annulohypoxylon maeteangense
Lineage: Eukaryota; Fungi; Ascomycota; Sordariomycetes; Xylariales; Hypoxylaceae
Product: calponin homology domain-containing protein
Exons: 4
Coding region: 213-956 (247 amino acids)
Biological process (GO): regulation of microtubule polymerization or depolymerization; spindle assembly; protein localization to microtubule plus-end
Cellular component (GO): cytoplasmic microtubule; spindle midzone; microtubule plus-end
Molecular function (GO): microtubule plus-end binding
Source: RefSeq, a predicted model, not a curated record